GGAAUUCCUUCCCUGGCACUGACCUGCUCGGUGAUGCUGGUCUUCCUGGUGGCGGUUGAAGGCCGCUCCAAACGCAUGAUUUUUCCAGGAACCAAGUGGUGCGGCGCAGGAACGAAGGCGGGAAAUUCCAACGACCUCGGAAGAUACACCGAAACUGACCGCUGCUGCCGUGCUCACGACAACUGCCCCGACAGCAUCCCUAAGCGCAGCAUCCGCCAUGGCCUGGUCAAUCAUAAGAGAUAUACUCUGUCCCACUGUGACUGUGACGAAGAGUUUCUGAGGUGCCUGAAGAGUGCGAAGAGUGUGAGUGCAACGCUCGUUGGCCACGCGUACUUCACUGUGUGGAAUCCGCGUUGUUUUAAGAAGGAUUUCCCGGCGGUCUGCAAAAAGUACAGCUUCACCGGCCGUCGUUGCUUGGAAAUCGAAAAGGACACCACAAAGCCGAUGGAGUGGCAGUGGUUCAGCAAUACCGCCUGGUAGAAAUGCAACUGUGACGUCAUCAAGAAACUGGACCGAUUUAUCCGAUCUGCGCUUGUUUUCAGUCCGUCUCUCUGUCUGUCUGGUCGUCUCCA
Molecule: messenger RNA, 572 nt
Organism: Penaeus indicus
Lineage: Eukaryota; Metazoa; Arthropoda; Malacostraca; Decapoda; Penaeidae
Product: phospholipase A2-like
Exons: 3
Coding region: 34-480 (148 amino acids)
Biological process (GO): arachidonate secretion; phospholipid metabolic process
Source: RefSeq, a predicted model, not a curated record